CUCUUUUGCUCUCUCCUUCUUUCUUUCUCUCUCCCAAACCCCCACCCCCCACCAAAUGGAAACUCUGCCUCCGCCACCCGCGGCGGCUCCACCUCUUUCCUCCACCCCCACCACCGCAACAACCCCUGCCGCCAACAUCAACGCCACCUAUCCAGACUCCAUCGAUUCCUCGCCACGCUCCCGCAACACGGAUUCAUGGGAAGACCCAGCUCCUCCCCCUACUCUCUACUCAAAGCUCCGCCUGAUGUGCAGUUAUGGCGGUACUAUCGUCCCUCGUCCCCACGACAAAGCCUUGUGUUACAUCGGCGGCGACACUCGUAUGGUUGUCGUGGACCGCCACACUUCCCUCGGUUCUCUCCACCAGCGCCUCUCAAAUUCUCUUCUCCACGGCCGCCCUUUUACUCUAAAGUACCAACUUCCCUCUGAAGACCUUGACUCUCUCAUCUCUGUUACAACCGACGAAGACCUUGAAAACAUGAUCGAUGAAUACGACCGUACUUGUUCCCAAACAACAUCGUCAAGCAAGUCCUCCCGUAUUCGCCUCUUUCUUUUCCCUCUCAAUCCGGAGGGAAGCCCGGCGUCUUCACAUUCAAUUGAGCCGAUUAUUAACAAUCCGACCAAGUCUGAUGAAUGGUUUCUUAACGCGUUGAAUGGGGCAGGAUUGUUGAACAGAGGGUUUUCGGAAUCGGGGACGAACGUGAAUUGUUUGUUGGGAUUGGAUGAUGAUCGUCAGGGAAAUGUUGUUGAAGUUGGUUUGAAAGAUGAAGGGAGUGGAAGUCAGAAGAAUAUGAAUUUAAAAAAUCAAGAUGUUCAUUCGGUUCCUGAUUCUCCUAUGCUUGAAACUACAUCUUCUUUUGGUUCAACUUCUUCCUCUCCUUCGCUUGCUAACUUGCCUCCCAUUCGAGUCCAGGCUGAGGAUCAGAAGGAGCAUAAGAUGGUGGGGAUUGAGGAACAGUUUGCUCAGUUUACUGUAGCUGCACCUGCUUGUGUUGCUGGUGGAGGGGUGAAGCACCUGGAUGAAGGGUUUGUGGCAUUGUCAGCACCGCCGCCGAUGCCGGUGGGCAUAGCUGUUUCUGGUGGUGGGGUGGGUUUGAGUUCAGGUGUGGUUCCUGGGGACUAUAUGAAUCGGGGUUUUUCUGAUGAUGACAGAUCGGAUCAUGGGGUUCCUGUUGGGUAUAGGAAACCACCACCUCCACAGUCACAACCUCAGGUUUUGCCUCUUCAGAAUCAACAGAAGUCUAGCAGUGGUCAUGAUUUGGCUUCUCCGGAUUCCGUCUCAAGUGAUAAUAGUUUUACAAAUCCAUUGUCACGCCAAAAACCUAUGAUUUAUCAAGACCCAAUUGUUCAAAUCCCAUCUGGGGCUAACAGGGUUCCUGCAAACCCUGUUGAUCCAAAGCUCAAUACCUCUGAUCCGAACACAAACGCUCAGGUUCAGAUACAACAACCAGUUCAGGAUUCUGGUUAUAUAUUGCAGCACCCCCAAUAUGAUCAACAGCAACAACAACAACAACAAUUUCUACAUGCUGGUGCAGCACAUUACAUUCAUCAUCAUCCCACUGGGGCGGUGCCAAUCUCAGCUUAUUACCCGGUAUAUCCUUCCCAACAGCAACACCAUCAUCAUCACACACAGGUUGAUCAGCAAUAUCCCAUGUAUUACGUGCCUGCAAGGCAACCCCAAGCUUACAACUUGCCUGUCCAGCAACCUAGUAUUAGUGAAGCCACUAAUGCAAUCACAUCUAGCCAUCCACAGACUCCUCCCAAUACUACCAUGGUUCCACCUCCUGGUGCAUACAACCCUAUGAGAAAUGCUCCUAUUGCCAAACCUGAAAUGGCUGCUGCUACAGGAAUGUACAGAACAACUACUGGUUCUCCGCAACUGGUUCAAUUGCCAAACAGUCAGCAUCAGCAACAAUAUGUAGGUUUCUCUCAGAUUCAUCAUCCAUCACAAUCUGUUGCACCUACAUCCGCUGCCACUGCCGCAUAUACUUAUGAAUUCACUGAUCCUGCUCAUGCUCAGAUAUACUACACUCAGCCUUUGGCACCUAGAAUGCCUUCUCAAUACCAAACCAUGACUGCAGCUGCUGCAGUUGUAUUGCCAGAUGCAUCUGCUCAACUUCCAACCGAUAACAUCAAGCCACAGAUUAGAACUUCACAGCCAAUCUAAAUCAGUCAAGAAGAAAGUAACAACAAUUUUGAAAGAAGGGUUUGGUUUAUAUCUUUAAUUUCUGUUUUAAUGUCUGCCUUGUUAUUGGUAUUGGUUUGUGAUAUGUAUUUGUGAAAGAUAAGGAACUCUGGUGGUCCUUUUCUAUCUGGUGUAUGUCGUAUUGUUGUUAUUGUCACAGGAAAUGAAAAGUCAUCUAAAGAUUAUACUGUAAAAGCUCAAACUCAAAUAUUGUGUGCUUUGUGCAGUUCAUAUAUCAGUUACUUAAUAAUGGUUAUAAUGGUUAUACAAAUAGCACAAGCUUCAAGUUAA
Durio zibethinus is the source of this 2473-nucleotide messenger RNA. RefSeq lists its product as uncharacterized. NCBI's taxonomy places the organism in Eukaryota, Viridiplantae, Streptophyta, Magnoliopsida, Malvales, Malvaceae. Gene Ontology annotation, molecular function: protein binding. The record is from RefSeq and is a predicted model, not a curated record.